UGAGUACUCUACUCUCCCCCUCACAUGGUGGUGUUAUAUCGUACUAUAUCGUAAUGUAUUAUAACGCACGACUAAUCUCUAAAAUCUGUGUUCAACUGACCCCGACAAGAUGUACACGACACCCGAUGGCGACCGACUGACCCCCGCGCCCACCGACUGCCCCCGCGCCCACCAGAUCGUGCCCAGCAGACGCUACACCAUGCAGCCCUUCCAGCAGGAGCACCGGUUAGGGAAUCUUCCACAGAGUCGCUUUUACAGCGGCGAGCGAGCCGUGCCCCAGACCCCCGGGGUGGAGGACUGCGGCGCCCCCCACCGGUGGCUGGUGACGCCACAGGGCGGCUGCAGUAAGCUGGAACUGACCGCGUACGAGGGGGACUACUCUGGAGGGCUGCUGCCCACUUACACACUCAAGUCCCUGCAGGGGGCGCACUCCCUGGGCUACUACUCCGACUCGGCCUUCACAUCGGUGGCGGCGGGUUGGGGCUCGAAGGUGGGCUACCAGAAGAAGGUGACCCUGGGCCUUCCCUGGUCCCCUAGGCCCAGUCCCGGCGACUUCCUGGACAGUCAGCUGUCCGAUAAGGAACGGGUCCGGGAGGAGGACCUGAGUCUGGCGCCUGCGUGGGCCGACACGGCGCCGUUCCUGAAGCCGCUGGACGCAGAGUCCGGAGUCUAUUCCGUGGUCUGUAAGCGGAGGCGAAUGUCCAGUGCGGAAAACUCGCCCUCCAUUAAAUGCGAAGAGUCCAGGGUAGCCGAGGCCUUCGGCAAAGAGACAAAGAGCAUGGGCUACUGCGCCUUCUAUAGCACCACCUAAAGAACAUAUAUAUAUAUACAUAUAAUGUAUACACAAACACAUACAAUCACACUCGCUAAACUGUGAAUUAAUAAUAAAAUGCUGAAAUUUUCCAGUGCAAUGUAAGCUGAUUAAAAACAGGACAUGAUUGAACGGGGGUCUGGGGGCGGGUCCUAGGUUCUGAACUGGCCAAUAAAGGAAAAGAAAUGUAAAGUAAAACUUUUUUUGGGGGCUGGGGUGGGGGCGGGG
This is a messenger RNA of Astyanax mexicanus (Mexican tetra), 1039 nucleotides long. Its product is annotated as eomesodermin-like. The record is from RefSeq and is a predicted model, not a curated record. The transcript has a single exon. NCBI's taxonomy places the organism in Eukaryota, Metazoa, Chordata, Actinopteri, Characiformes, Acestrorhamphidae. Bases 110 to 811 code for a protein of 233 amino acids.